UUGCAAAAUAUAUAAACUCGACCUAGUUUCAUUUUACCAUGAGGACACCUUUUGAUCAAUGUUGACGGUAGGACCUAUCAAACAUGUUUCCAGAAUUGAACAGUGUAUUAGACAUCAAAACAACUGACAGUAUCAUUGGGAAAGCUAUCGGUAUUUCUGAAUCAGAUGUCGAUGGAAGUUUUUUGAUCCACCACUUUCUGUCCUUUUUCUUACGAAAUGACCACCCUGUCAGUUUUGUGACGUUUGUUCAAUCUUUCAACCAUUUCAACACAGUGAGCAAGAAAUUUGGACUAGAUCUAGCAGCUAAGCGGAACAAUGGACAGCUUGCAUUCAUCGAAGGACUAAAACUAUUGGGAGAAUCUUUCAUGCUGGACGACAAUGAGAGUCAUGUGUCCAAGGGAGACAAUCCCUUUGUGGAAAGGGGACAAUCCAAUCAUGCAUUAUUACCGUUGUACUGCUAUAUAGAAAAUAUAUGUAAUGAUUUGAUAAAAGAUCACAGUAAGCCCCCAAUAUUGAUAAUCGAUGAUGUAAGUGUUCUUUUGAGCACUGGACACACACUGAAAGAUACUAUUGCCUUUAUCCAAUACUUGCAGAAUUUCGUUUCCAGUCAAAAUGGAAUAGCAGUUUUACACAUCAGCAAAGGAAAACGGUCGUGUGAUGAAGAUGCUGUAGUAGUGUGGAAGCACAUGUGUCAUUUAUUUCCUGUUCUGAUAGAAGUCUGUGGCUUGAGCAGCGGCUAUUGCAGAGAUGUGCAUGGAGAGCUGAAAAUUGCAAAUGACAGUUCCCUACACAAACACCAAGUGAAGAAAAGCAUGCAGUAUAAACUGACAGACAAAUCUAUUGCACUCUUUGCAGCUGGAUUGUCAUCUGCUGUGCUGUGAACUCAAGCUCAAGCAUUUGGAUAUAUAUAUAGAUGUUUCAUUUCUGAGCAAUGUAUGUUGACUAAAGUGACAGUUGUACCACUGAAAUUGUCGAUUUUGAAAUCAGAUGUAUUAAUUAAUAAAUUGUCGAUUUUGAAAUCAGAUGGAUUAAAUAAUGAUCUGCCAUUAACAGUUUAAUCUG
Messenger RNA from Pecten maximus, 1062 nucleotides. Its product is annotated as elongator complex protein 6-like. The transcript is spliced from 2 exons. Gene Ontology annotation, cellular component: elongator holoenzyme complex. The record is from RefSeq and is a predicted model, not a curated record. Bases 84 to 881 code for a protein of 265 amino acids. Gene Ontology annotation, biological process: tRNA wobble uridine modification. Lineage: Eukaryota; Metazoa; Mollusca; Bivalvia; Pectinida; Pectinidae.